Vespa crabro (European hornet) is the source of this 1277-nucleotide messenger RNA. RefSeq lists its product as uncharacterized. The transcript is spliced from 5 exons. Lineage: Eukaryota; Metazoa; Arthropoda; Insecta; Hymenoptera; Vespidae. The coding region runs from base 260 to 1198 and encodes 312 amino acids. The record is from RefSeq and is a predicted model, not a curated record.
UUUAUCUCGCAUUCUGCUUUACCUCGGUAACAUUAUUGCAUUGGAUUUAAUUGGAAUUGUGUGUGUUUUAACGGAUUCGACGUAUCCGGUUUUAUUUUUUGAAUUUGUAAUUUAAUCGAGGAUAAUAAAUUAGCGCUACAUAAAAGUGGAAUUUAGGAGCAAUUCGCGAUGAGACGAUUCUGUGUUCCAUGUGUCAAUCGAAGUAACAGUUGAUCGUGAUUAUUCAGAAGAAAUUUGGCCAUAGACAAAGAUAACGAUAAUGUUGACAGAAGAAGCAAGCACCGAUUGUUGUUAUUCGACACUCUCCAGGUCUCUUCUGAUUUUUUUUCUAUUCCUUUUUUUCACGGAGAUCUGUGCCGCGACGUACCUUAACUCUUCGAAUACGUUUUUGGAAAGAUGCCGGCUUGACUGCAGCCUUCAGCGAGAUUUUGCAAGCUGUGGGAAGUACAAAGUAGCCAGAUGGCUGAACGAACUUGUCAAAGAAAAGGAGUUCACCUAUGGACCAUUUCGAAUCAUAAGGAUAUCAUCGAUGCAGCAGGAAUCUUUAUUGCCGAAAUUACCUCGUUCUCGAGCUUUCAAAAGAAACAUAUUUGACACUCUAGAUUUUCUCAGAGAGAAUAUCAACGAUUUGUUGACGAAACGUGUGGUCGUUUAUACGAUCGAGAAUCCUACGAAUGGCAGAAGUUUUACUAGUGGGCCGAUGAUAAUGGACGAAGAUGAAUUACAAGAGAUACAAGGGAAGAAAGAGGCUGAGGGCGAUUGGCGUAUCUUUAAGAAGAAGAAGUCAUUGAUCUUGCCGCUCCUUAUAUUGUUGAAUCUCUUCAAAUUAAAGUUGCUGCUGCUUCCAAUCUUCUUAGGCGUUCACUUCAUCAAAAAACUCCUCGUUUUAGGUUCUCUGAUCGCACCAUCUAUUUUGGCGCAUCUUAAGGUUUGCAAGGUUCCAACACAUCCAGUGUAUUCUUAUCACACGUGGGCCACUGCUGCUGAAGCACCGGUUGAUUAUCCGACUGGCUAUCUAAUGACACGAAUGAAUUUGAUGAGCAACUUUUCCAAAUUCGAAGAUACGGUCACGAAGACACUGGUUGGGCACAUAGGAAUGAUAUUCAAGGUCAUCUGGCUUAUCCGGCCUAUCAUGGAUAUCGCAAUCCUUACGGAUGAACUUCAGCAACGAGAUAACUGCAUUUUUAAAAAAAUGUGAAGAUCUUAUGUUAGAAAAUAAUCUCUACGAUUAAAUAUGUUCGGUGCCACUGUUGAAACUGUUAAAUAUAUUUUUUAUA